Molecule: messenger RNA, 500 nt
Organism: Colius striatus (speckled mousebird)
Lineage: Eukaryota; Metazoa; Chordata; Aves; Coliiformes; Coliidae
Gene: DNAJC19
Product: DnaJ heat shock protein family (Hsp40) member C19
Exons: 6
Coding region: 93-440 (115 amino acids)
Biological process (GO): protein import into mitochondrial matrix
Cellular component (GO): PAM complex, Tim23 associated import motor
Molecular function (GO): ATPase activator activity
Source: RefSeq, a predicted model, not a curated record
UGCGGCCGGGGCCGGGUGCCGUACGGCGAGCCGGGGCCCUUCCUCUGCUCGUCCCGGCGGUCGCCAGUGCGCGGGGCCGGGCCGGAGCGGCCAUGGCCAGUACAAUGGUGGCAGUCGGGCUGACCAUAGCAGCAGCGGGAUUUGCAGGUCGCUAUGCAGUAAAAGCUAUGAAACAAAUGGAGCCUCAAGUAAAACAAGCACUUCAGAAUCUACCAAAACCUGCCUUCAGUGGUUAUUACAGAGGUGGAUUUGAACCCAAAAUGACUAAACGAGAAGCAGCUUUAAUACUAGGAGUGAGCCCUACAGCCAACAGAAGUAAAAUUAGAGAAGCACACAGAAGGAUCAUGCUUCUGAAUCACCCAGAUAAAGGUGGUUCUCCAUAUGUAGCAGCCAAAAUCAAUGAAGCUAAAGAUUUACUGGAAGACCAAGCUAAAAAAUGAGAGAGAAAAUCAGGAUUUGUCCAUGCAAAUAAUUAUUUUUGAUAAAUGACUUCAGAGAAA